Molecule: messenger RNA, 1110 nt
Organism: Candidozyma haemuli
Lineage: Eukaryota; Fungi; Ascomycota; Pichiomycetes; Serinales; Metschnikowiaceae
Gene: LYS1
Product: saccharopine dehydrogenase (NAD+, L-lysine-forming)
Exons: 1
Coding region: 1-1110 (369 amino acids)
Cellular component (GO): cytoplasm
Molecular function (GO): saccharopine dehydrogenase (NAD+, L-lysine-forming) activity
Source: RefSeq, a predicted model, not a curated record
AUGGCUGUUACCGUACAUCUCAGAGCUGAAACUAAGCCUUUGGAGGCCAGAGCUGCCUUGACCCCAACCACAACCAAGCAAUUGUUGGAUGCUGGUUUCAAUGUCUUCGUUGAAGACAGCCCUCAGUCUAUCUUUGAGGCUAAGGAAUACGCCGAUGUGGGUGCUACUAUUGUGCCUGCUGGUUCAUGGAAGGAAGCUCCAAAGGACCGUCUUAUACUUGGAUUGAAGGAGUUGCCUGAAGAUGAAACCUUCCCAUUGGUCCACGAACACAUUCAGUUCGCUCACUGUUACAAGGACCAGGGCGGAUGGCAGGACGUCUUGAAGCGUUUCCCUGCUGGUAAGGGAACGUUGUACGACUUGGAGUUCUUGGAGAAUGAUGAGGGCAGAAGAGUGGCUGCUUUUGGUUUCUACGCCGGUUUCGCUGGUGCUGCCAUUGGCGUCUUGGACUGGGCUUUCAAGCAGACCCACUCUGACUCUGAAGAUUUGCCAGCUGUUACUCCAUACCCUAACGAGGAUGCUUUGGUUAAGCAUGUCAAGGCUGAAUUGGAUGCUGCUGUGCAAAAGACUGGUGGUAAGCUUCCGAGCUGCUUGGUUAUUGGAGCUCUCGGUAGAUGUGGUUCUGGUGCUCUUGAUCUUUUUAGAAAGGUUGGUAUUCCAGAAGACAGCUUGCAGAAGUGGGAUAUGGCUGAGACUGCCAAGGGCGGUCCAUUCCAGGAAAUUGCUGACUCUGACAUCUUUGUCAACUGUAUCUACUUGUCUAAGCCAAUUGCUCCAUUCAUCAACUUUGACUUGUUGAACAAGGCCGACAGAAAGUUGAGAUCCAUUGUCGACGUCUCUGCUGACACCACGAAUCCUCACAACCCAAUCCCUGUCUACACGAUUGCUACUGUCUUCAAUGACCCAACUGUCCUCGUUGAGACCUCUGCUGGCCCAAAGUUGUCUGUGUGCUCCAUUGACCACUUGCCAAGUUUGUUGCCUAGAGAGGCUUCCGAACAGUUUUCCAAGGACUUGAUGCCUUCUUUGUUGCAAUUGCCACAGAGAGACUCUGCUCCAGUGUGGACCAGAGCCAAGGCUUUGUUUGACCACCACGUUAGCAGAUUGACUAACUAG